ACAAUAAUUCCAAAAAUAAUGAUUCUGAAAAUAAUGAUUUCGAAAACAAUGAUCCUGAAGACAAUAAUUCUGAAGACAAUGAUUCUGAAAACAAUGAUUCUGAAAACAAUGAUUCUGAAAAUAGUGAUUCUGAAAAUAGUGAUUCUAAAAACA
This is a messenger RNA of Scutellospora calospora, 153 nucleotides long. NCBI's taxonomy places the organism in Eukaryota, Fungi, Glomeromycota, Glomeromycetes, Diversisporales, Gigasporaceae. The record is from the annotation of a GenBank genome assembly.